Molecule: messenger RNA, 1707 nt
Organism: Serinus canaria (Common canary)
Lineage: Eukaryota; Metazoa; Chordata; Aves; Passeriformes; Fringillidae
Gene: ACOT7
Product: acyl-CoA thioesterase 7
Exons: 10
Coding region: 103-1212 (369 amino acids)
Biological process (GO): palmitic acid biosynthetic process; acyl-CoA metabolic process
Cellular component (GO): nucleoplasm; extracellular exosome; cytosol
Molecular function (GO): long-chain fatty acyl-CoA binding
Source: RefSeq, a predicted model, not a curated record
GCCCGGCGGGGUGGGGCCCUGGUGAGACGCCGGGUGCCCCGGCAGAGGCGCCCUGCUUCCUUCCGCUCUCAGCGGUUUCCAUCGCCGCUCACAGGAAGCCUCAUGCUAGCAGCGAUGUCUCGGCAGCUCAGCCGGAUUAUGCGCCCAGACGACGCCAACAUCGCGGGGAAUGUCCACGGGGGAACCAUCCUCAAGAUGAUCGAGGAGGCAGGAGCCAUCAUCAGCACCCGCCACUGCAAUUCCCAGGCCGGAGAGCCCUGUGUGGCUGCACUGGCACGGGUGGAGCGGACGGACUUCCUCUCGCCGAUGUGCAUUGGCGAGGUGGCCAACGUCAGUGCCGAGAUCACCUACACCUCCCGGCACUCUGUAGAGGUUCAGGUCAACGUCAUGUCUGAAAACAUUUUAACAGGGGCAAAGAAGGUGACAAACAAGGCGACACUGUGGUAUGUGCCACUGUCCCUGAAGAACGUGAAUAAGGUCGUUGAGGUUCCCCCCAUCCAGUAUGCGAGAAAGGAGCAGGAGGAUGAGGGGAAGAAGCGUUAUGAGGAGCAAAAGCUGGAUCGGCUGGAAACUAAGCAGAGAAAUGGUGACGUGAUCUUACCUGUCAUCAACCCAGGCAGAGGUGGAGAGGUGGCACAUGAGGAAUGUUGGGGGAUGAAAGUUGCUCAAAUGGUUUUUUCUCCUCUGUCCUCCCUGCUCACAGACCGGCAGACAAAAGAGCCACACACCGUUGGCUACAGCCAGUCCAGCCUGAUCCACCUGGUGGGCCCGUCGGACUGCACGCUGCUGGGCUUUGUGCAUGGAGGUGUCACCAUGAAGCUCAUGGAUGAGGUUGCUGGGAUUGUGGCGGCCCGCCACUGCAAGACCAACAUCGUCACUGCCUCGGUGGAUGCCAUCAACUUCCAUGAGAAGAUCAAAAAAGGCUGUGUCAUCACUGUCUCAGGACGUAUGACAUUCACAAGCAAUAAGUCCAUGGAAAUAGAGGUCUUUGUGGAUGCUGACCCGUUUGUGGAUGAGCCACGGGAGCGGUACCGUGCCGUCAGCGCCUUCUUCACCUACGUGUCCCUGAGCAAGGAGGGGAGGCCCCUGCCUGUCCCGCAGCUGCUGACGGAGACCGAGGACGAGAAGCGUCGCUUCGAGGAAGGGAAGGGCAGGUACCUGCAGACCAAAGCCAAGCGGCAGGCGCAGAUGCAGCAGGCUGCCCAGCAGUGACCUGUGUGGCACCAGCGCCCACCAAACAUACAGGUUGUUCCCGUUCGUUUUGUGUCCGGCCCGCGCCAGCCCCGUUCCUCCGCCCGCCCCAGCCUGCUGCCGGCUCCACCGCUUUGCUGCUGAUGGGCUCAGCACCUCAGACCUCGUGCUUCAGGUGGCUGAAGCUCCCUGAAAGCCCCCAGGAGUCUUCCCAGGCACUCACCAUCUGCCUCCAGAGCCCUUGUUGGUGUUUGUUGUGUUGGUGACGCUCCUGCCUGUGUCAGAGCCAGGCUGGAGGCGUGUGGUGGCUCGAGGGGCGCGUGAGGCCGCGAGUCUUUGUGCUGCUGUGUUCGACUCGCUGGUUUGUCCUACCGUGCACACCAAAGCUUUCGUGCUGUGCCGCGCCGGGGCCGCACUGAAUGUCUGUGACAUCUCUAGGUAGUUUUCUGUGCGCAUCUAAGUUAUUUAAGGAAUCCUGUGGCAUAAAUAAAAUCUGUUUCAUUGACUGGAAUGAAA